Molecule: messenger RNA, 687 nt
Organism: Anopheles stephensi (Asian malaria mosquito)
Lineage: Eukaryota; Metazoa; Arthropoda; Insecta; Diptera; Culicidae
Gene: mRpL51
Product: 39S ribosomal protein L51, mitochondrial
Exons: 2
Coding region: 97-588 (163 amino acids)
Biological process (GO): translation
Cellular component (GO): mitochondrial large ribosomal subunit
Molecular function (GO): structural constituent of ribosome
Source: RefSeq, a predicted model, not a curated record
UGUUUUUCUUUCAUAUCAUAAUAAAAGCUUUUGUAACAUCUUCUCUCAGUUUCACCGGGAAAGGAAAACACACGUUCCCCUUUUCUUUUGAUCAAAAUGGCCUUUACCGGUGGGAUACUCACGUCGAUCGUCCGGGCAUUUUGGAAACCGCAGCUUACAACCGUCCGAUACAGAUAUCAUGCGGACAAGGUAGAACGUGGACCGCUGGUGAGACGGUACGGCUACAAGGAUAAAAUACUGCAAAGAGGUCUCUUGCCGCAUCUGGACAAUGGGCAGAAGCUUCCGAUGCCGGACUAUAAACCGAAAAACGCUUGGUGCGAAAAGCGAGCAUUGUUCGGUCAGAACGAUUACAUCGACAUUCUAGGCAAUGACCGGUUGCAUCCUACCCGCGUUCUGUACUCCGUGCCGUCGUGGCUGCGCGGCGUAUCCGGAAACGAGUAUCAGGUGUUGCUGCGGAAACGGAAAAUGCUCAGUCACACCAUCUAUCCCGUGGCCCGGCCCACAAAGUGGCGGGAUAUGGAGAAACGCAUUUCCUAUCUUUAUCGGUUCUUGAAUCGCAAAACUAAAACAGGCUUUUCGAACGUUUAGAUUAAGAUGGUUCAGCAUGCUAGUAGCCGCGUUAUAGACAUUACAUACAGCAAUUGUAACUGGUCAUUAAAUGAUAGGUUUUAUUUAAAGCAAAGAAAA